Molecule: messenger RNA, 1576 nt
Organism: Bufo gargarizans (Asiatic toad)
Lineage: Eukaryota; Metazoa; Chordata; Amphibia; Anura; Bufonidae
Gene: HACD2
Product: 3-hydroxyacyl-CoA dehydratase 2
Exons: 8
Coding region: 116-841 (241 amino acids)
Biological process (GO): very long-chain fatty acid biosynthetic process; fatty acid elongation; sphingolipid biosynthetic process
Cellular component (GO): endoplasmic reticulum membrane
Molecular function (GO): 3-hydroxyacyl-CoA dehydratase activity
Source: RefSeq, a predicted model, not a curated record
GUGACUUUUCUAUAUCAGUGACCGUUGACCGAGUCGUCAACCAACCCCGGUUUCACCUUUUAGUUCCGCCCCCAGCAGUCAGCGAGCAGCGCGGGCCCCGUCACAGUCAGCCGAUAUGGUGAGUUCAGCUCCUGGGAGCAGCAGGUCUCCUGAUAAUGGCAGCCAGAGGAAGAGGCGAGGCCCCGGAUCAUUUGCCACGGCUUACCUGGUCAUUUACAAUGUUGUUAUGACGGCGGGGUGGCUGGUCAUUGCGGUUGGGUUAGUGCGCACGUAUCUCGCCAAGGGGACGUACCACAAUCUCUACUACUCCAUCGAGCGGCCCCUGAAGUUCUUCCAGACGGGAGCACUGCUGGAGAUUGUACAUUGCGCAGCGGGAAUUGUGCCGUCCUCUGUGGUCCUCACGGCCUUUCAGGUUUCGUCCCGCGUUUUCUUGGCUUGGGCCGUCACGCACAGUGUGAGAGAGGUUCAGAAUGAGGACUCCGUCCUGCUGUUUGUCGUCGCCUGGACCAUCACUGAAAUCAUCCGCUACUCGUUUUAUACCUUCAGUCUUCUAAACCAUCUGCCGUACAUCAUCAAGUGGGCGAGGUACUCGCUCUUCAUUGUCCUGUACCCGAUGGGAGUAGUAGGAGAGUUACUGACUAUCUACGCUGCGCUGCCGUAUGUCCAGCAGACCGGCCUGUACUCCAUUAGGCUGCCCAACAAGUACAACUUCUCAUUCGACUACUACACCUUCCUCAUCCUCGUCAUGGUGUCCUACAUCCCCCUUUUCCCGCAGUUAUACUUCCACAUGCUUCACCAGCGCAGGAAAGUUCUUCACGUCGAGCCCAAGAAGUUGGAUUAACCCCUCGUCCACCAUCUUUUCAGUUAUUUUUUUUUGUAAUUUUUUAUAAUUUUUUUUUUUCCCCCAUUCCCAAAACUUUAGAAACCCGACUGCUGCAGCGUUUUGAUCGCCCCCUUUCCUUUGAGAAUAACGGAUGAGGUAAAUGCCGGUGGGCAUGGCGUGUUUCCAUACUAACCCCGCCCACUCCCCAGCAUGCACCAGGAGAGCCGCCUUUUCUAUUACUAAAGCUUGAGUCGGGUGCUGGACUCUGGAGCCGCGGGCCCCUGUGCUGCUGCAUGCACUGCGGACUUACUGCUAGGUGUGGCCAGAUGUUGGGAUGAUGGGGGCGGUAGUGCGGGGGGGGGGGGGCGAACCUUCUAAACCUGUGCUGGAAUCUGCCUCAGGUCAUCCGACGGACCAGGGCUGAGGCCCGCACACCCUAUGUGCCCUGGAUUACCGCGGGGCCCCUGUUCUACCCAUGGGAUAAGCAGAAUAUCCCCGCUCAGUACUGCCAUACCCGAGGAUGGUGCCCUGUGGCCCCCCAGCACCAGGGGGCGCUGUGCCGCCUCGUUGUAAUAUUCUAAUCCUACAGGAAGCUCCCCAGCUAACGGUACAAGCCCGAUACAUUAACCCGUUCCUGACCCUGGUGGUAUGCUUCCCCUGCAUGUGGAGCGGGUCGGGCCCUGUUUACACUCGCCGUCCCGUGCUGCUGUUUGUACUGACGGCGACUUCAGUAAAGGUUUUCUGACGUUUUCA